Messenger RNA from Juglans regia (Persian walnut), 456 nucleotides. RefSeq lists its product as uncharacterized. Bases 1 to 456 code for a protein of 151 amino acids. The record is from RefSeq and is a predicted model, not a curated record. NCBI's taxonomy places the organism in Eukaryota, Viridiplantae, Streptophyta, Magnoliopsida, Fagales, Juglandaceae. The transcript has a single exon.
AUGUUAGAUAGGGUUGUUGCAAAUCCUGUAUGGAGAGAGGUGUAUAAGGAGUCAUGGGUUGAAGUUUUGGUGGUUAGCUCUUCUGACCAUAAAUCUUUGUUAGUUCACUUACAGAAGCAAAAAGAAGCUGAAGGGGUUAAGAGGAGAUCAUUUAAGUAUGAGGCAAGUUGGGCUUUAGAAGAUGAUUGUGAACUGGUUUUAAAGAUAGCAUGGAAGAAGGAAGUCGUGGGGAGGAAUCCCUCGAACACGGUAGUGAAGUUACUGGAUAAUAGUAAAGCAGUUUUUCAGAAGUGGAGCAAGAAGCUAAGUAAUGAAGGAAAAAAGGAAAUUGAGGAAAAAUCAAGACUACUGCAGAGGCUACAAGAGGAUGAAAAUAGUAGUAAUGCACUUGAGAUGAGGAGAGUGAAGGAAGAAUUGAACUUGUUGUUGGAUAAAGAAGAUCUGAGGUGGCGAUAG